Molecule: messenger RNA, 891 nt
Organism: Salvelinus fontinalis (brook trout)
Lineage: Eukaryota; Metazoa; Chordata; Actinopteri; Salmoniformes; Salmonidae
Product: SAP domain-containing ribonucleoprotein-like
Exons: 9
Coding region: 77-502 (141 amino acids)
Biological process (GO): poly(A)+ mRNA export from nucleus
Cellular component (GO): nucleus
Source: RefSeq, a predicted model, not a curated record
UCCCGACGGUCACCAAAAAGAGCCGUUCAAAGAGAGUCGUUCGUUCGCGAAUGACCUACCACUACAACAAAGCAAGAUGGCUGAAGUUGUGGAGCUCCAGAAACUUAAGCUUGCUGAACUGAAGCAUGAGUGUGAAACCAGGGGUCUAGAUGUGAAGGGCAACAAAGUGGAACUGAUCACACGACUACAGGCUUAUCUGGAGGAACAUGAGGAUGACAUGGGCCUAAAUGAAGAUGAUGUUCUGGGAGAAGAGCCAGAGGACCUCACGAAAGAGGAUGCCAUCACUGAGGAUAAUGACAAGAAACCCAUAGUGUCUGAGGAGACGGCUGAAAAGAAAGUGGUAAAAAUCACACCCCCAGCGUCUGUGGAUGAGAGGGUACAGAAAAGAGCAGAACGCUUCAAUAUCCCUGCGUCAGCUGAUGGCAAGAAGGCCACACGUUCUGCCCGGUUUGGUUUGCCCGCUGCUGCACCUCCAACUUCCACCCCAGGCGGUCAGCGUUGAACAGCUAAAAAAGCGAGCAGAGCGAUUUGGCGGGAACGUUUCUUCAGUUUCCAAGAAGGUUGAGGAAGAUGAAAAGCUGAAGAAGCGGAAAGAAAGAUUUGGGAUCCUCGCUGUGGUUACACCUGACGUUGAGGUAUGUUUUCACAUUCUGUAUUGAAUCAAUACAGGUAUUAUACAAUUUCUUUGAUACUUAAUUAGUGGUUACAGUUUUUUCCCACCGGCAAAGAAACGGAAGCGUUCUGAACGAUUUGGAAAUGUGACUGUGUAAAUUGUGGUAUUUACAGAUGUUUUAUGUUUUUAUUUUGUUGCAAACAGAACUGAAAUGUACUGUAUAUAGCUUGGCAAUUAUCAGUUGCAUUACAUUUUGUCAUUAAAGUCGUUUUCAAUUA